This is a messenger RNA of Brassicogethes aeneus, 1923 nucleotides long. The record is from the annotation of a GenBank genome assembly. NCBI's taxonomy places the organism in Eukaryota, Metazoa, Arthropoda, Insecta, Coleoptera, Nitidulidae.
GCAGUGUAAGUGCUCCGAUUAAUUUUUCGUAAAUGUUAGUAAAAUGUCUGAAAAUAUAAUUGUUACGAAAAACUUAAAAUAUCCUGCUGAUUUACCAGCAGGAUUAGGAAGUUUGUAUUUUAAAAGUAUGCAGAAACAUGCAAAACAGAAUAAAAUUGCACAGAUAGUCCACAAAACUGGUGAAAAAGAUUCGUAUGAUUCCCUACUAAAAAGAUGCAUACGGACUGCCUUAUAUCUACAAGAAAUCGGAAUAAAAAAAGACGAUGUGGUCUGUCUUGUUGGCUCAGUUCAUGUAAACAGUUGUGUCCCAUAUAUAGCCAGCCAUUUUAUUGGAGCCAUACCAAGUUGUAUUGCGAUAGAUUACCCGAAGGAAGAUAAAAAGAAACUUGUUAAGAUACUGGAACCAAAAGUGAUUUUUACUUUGCCCGAGCAUGUGGAGGAAAUGCAAAGCAUUUGCAUGCUUUGGAAUUUGCGGGCAAAAUUUGUGGUUUUUGGGGAAUAUAAAGAAGAAACUGGGUUUGAAGAUGUAAAUCAACCAAAUCCAAACGAAGAUAAAUUCGAACCCGUAGAAAUAAAAAAUCUAAAAGAUACGGCGAUAAUGUAUUUCAGCAGCGGUACCACUGGGUUACCAAAGGCAAUUUGUUUGAAUCAUUUUUCAAUGUUGAUAAAUUUAAUCAAAGAUAAAAACACAGAAAAUCCCGAUUACGAUGUUAUCAAGCAUUGGGCUAACGCGGUAGACACUAACUUUACAAUGAUAGAGUAUAUAGAAUAUUUUUGGAUAUCUGCCGGUGUUUGUCUAUCGCAAUCUAUUCAUUCGGGUUUUACGAGGAUUCUAUUAGAAAAAUUUGAAGUGUCCAAUUUUUGGCAAAUCGUCGAUAAAUAUAAGGUAAAUUUCGCCUACGUAGUAGCCAACUAUGCAAACGAUUUAAUAAGAAUAUCCAUCCCAGAAAAUUGUAACGUCUCCAGUUUGGUUCUCAUGUUGAUAGCUGGUACGCGCAUUUCAGCUGAAUGUAUAGUAGCCUUAAGAAAAAUGGUACAUCCUCUAGCAACCGUUUUACAGGGCUACGCACAAACAGAAUUCUGCGGUGCAAAUACCUACUACGAUAUUUAUAAUAAAGAUCAUAGGAGAUUGUUUACUGAAAAGCCACAGUCUGUGGGGUUGCCUAGUAUAGGAUAUACUUAUAAGGUGGUCGACAUGACAACAAAGGAAAUCCUUGGUCCAAACAAACAAGGCGAGCUCCUUGUUAAAGGUCCAACAAUAAUGAACGGCUACUACAAAAUGGACGCCAAGGAUGACUUUGACGACGAGGGCUUCUACAAAACGGGGGACAUAGUCUACUACGACGAAGAUAAGUCUUUCUACAUAGUGGACCGCAUCAAGGGUGCAAUCAAGUACAAAUUAUUUAUAGUAUGUUCAUCGGACAUCGAGGACAUACUGAUGAAGCACCCGGCGGUCAGACAGGCAGCUGUUUUUGGUACGGCGAACCCCGAGGAUAUGAACCACGUGACCGCGGUGGUGGUCGUGGAGGAAGGUUCGCAGGUGACGCAGGAAGAAGUCCGGGAGUUUGUCGAUGGGCAAGUCGAUGAUUACAAAAGGAUCAGAGGAGGCGUGAAGUUUGUCAAAUCGAUUCCGAUUACUUCAACUGGAAAAAUCAAGACCAGUGCUCUCAGGAGUUUAAUGGAAUAAAUGUAGAUACAAGAGAGGAAUUUAAAGAUAUUUUACAAUAUUUUAAUUCAAAAUUAUAUUUAAUAGUUUACUAAAAUAAAGGGAAAAAUAUAAUGUAGAAUGUUAUUAAAUAAUAAAAAUAUUAGGAUUAAAACAAAAUUAAAAAUAGUUAUUUUCCUAACAAGUGCGCAAAGUUACAUUUUUCUGCACGCUACUGCAGGCAGUAAGUUCGGAAAAAUUACUUUGCGCAUGUUUUA